This is a messenger RNA of Populus euphratica (Euphrates poplar), 1850 nucleotides long. Its product is annotated as zeaxanthin epoxidase, chloroplastic-like. Bases 96 to 1658 code for a protein of 520 amino acids. Gene Ontology annotation, molecular function: FAD binding. The record is from RefSeq and is a predicted model, not a curated record. Lineage: Eukaryota; Viridiplantae; Streptophyta; Magnoliopsida; Malpighiales; Salicaceae. The transcript is spliced from 10 exons.
UAUCAUCUGCACAUGCUUUGUGGACAAUUUCUAUGCUUCCUGUUAUGCCACUUCUCAUGGUACCAGGUGGGGUUUGUAAUCAGACCACAUCUUAGAUGCUGACUCCAGCACCCAAAAUGGUGCAAAAACAGCGACAGACCUUUAUAUAUUUGCAUUUGAUGUGCAAAAAGCAAGCUAGAAAAGCCAAAAGUGACCAACUUUUUUCUUUCUUGAUCAAAUCACCAAUGGCAACAUUUCAUUGCCUGAGUUCUAGCUGUUACCAUUACAAGAAUUGCAAUACUGGUUUUGUGGACUUUAGAUUCAAAAGAAGCAGCUAUGUUGUCAGGUGUGAGAGGGGAAGUUGCUUUAAUCAAGGUUAUUCAUGUGUAGAGAGGGAUGAGAAGAGGAGGCUCAGGAUCUUGAUUGCUGGUGGGGGUAUAGGGGGAUUGGUUUUGGCUUUAGCAGCAAAACAUAGAGGAUAUGAUGUGAAGGUGUUUGAGAAGGAUUUGAGUGCAGUAAGAGGGGAGGGUAGGCACAGGGGUCCUAUUCAAUUAUUGAGUAGUGCUUUGGCAGUUUUGCAGGCUAUUGAUGGGAAUGUUGCAAAGCAAAUUAUGGAAGCUGGCUGUGUUACUGGUGACCGCAUCAAUGGCGUCGCAGAUGGCGUCUCAGGUAAAUGGUUUAUUAAAUUUAAUCUCUUGAAUCAUGCUAUGAAGAGAGGACUCCCUGUUACCUCUGUUAUAUGUAGAAUGGCAUUGCAAGACAUUUUACUCAACGGUGUUGGUUUAGACAUAGUAAGAAACAAAUCUAAAGUUGUUGACUUCAUGCAAGAUUCUAACAAGGUUACAGUGAUCCUUGAGGAUGGACAGCAUUAUGAUGGUGAUGUUUUAGUUGGGGCAGAUGGCAUAUGGUCAAAAGUUCGGUCAAAACUUUUUGGGCAGGAGGAUGCAAAAUAUUCAGAUUAUACAUGCUAUAGUGGGCUUGCAAACUUUGUCCCACCUUAUGUUGACUCUAUUGGGUAUCGGGUGUUCUUAGGAUUGAACCAGUACUUUGUUGCUUCAGAUGUUGGAAAUGGAAAGAUACAAUGGUAUGCUUUCCACAAGGAGCCUCCUAAUAACACAGAUCCUCCAAGAGGAAAGAAGAAGAGGCUGCUAAAUUUGUUUGGACAAUGGUGCAAGGAAGUAGUUGAACUAAUAUCAGAAACACAAGAGGAUAUGAUUCUGCGAAGGGACAUUUAUGAUAGAGACAUGAUCUACACCUGGGGGAUUGGAAGGGUGACUCUGCUAGGCGAUGCUGCUCAUCCGAUGCAACCAAAUCUGGGGCAAGGGGGUUGCAUGGCAAUUGAGGACUGCUACCAACUUAUUCUCGAGCUCGAUAAGUUCGUCAAGAAUGGCUUAGAUUUUCAACAGUCAAACGAAAUUUCCACCAUGCUUCGAAGGUACGAGAAGAAAAGAAUGUUCCGCGUUAAUACAGUGCAUGCAGCCAGCCGAAUGGCAUCGAAAGCGCUCACCGCUUACCGACCUUACAUGGAAUUUGGAUCUGGCUCCUUGUCUUUUAUGCUGUCGCAGUAUAAAUCAUCUCCAAAGAUAACCAAACCCUCAGUUCUUGUGGUACGUGCUUUUCUACAAAUUUUCAUGCCGCAAUUCAUGAUUUGGAUGAUGGCUGGCCAUGGAUUUUGGUGAAAGAGGAACAGAAGAAUUUGAACUCAUGCUACCUUCAAUGGCCUCACCUAUGUUUUGAAAUGAGUCCAAUUCUUAGAAAAUGCCUACUUCCAGUGAUGGGAUUUCAAGUUAAGCAGGAGCAGUAAUAACAACAGCAUUAGAAAUGUCAUAAUCACAUAGCACAUAGAAGCAGCCAUUUAUGAUCAAUAUUUA